Pediculus humanus corporis (human body louse) is the source of this 330-nucleotide messenger RNA. RefSeq lists its product as uncharacterized. The transcript has 2 exons. The record is from RefSeq and is a predicted model, not a curated record. Lineage: Eukaryota; Metazoa; Arthropoda; Insecta; Psocodea; Pediculidae. Bases 1 to 330 code for a protein of 109 amino acids.
AUGUAUGUCAAUUAUCAACCGUGGGUGAUAAAGACAUACGGUGAUCUGUCACGAACCAAAACAAUAACGCUUAAAAAACGUGAAAGAAUUUUGAAAAUUCUUCGCGGAGAAGAACAACUCUCCGCGGAAAAUUCAAAAUUUAGGUUUUGGGUUAGAAAUAAAGGUUUCAGGAUGGAGGUCCCCCACGGAUACGUAACAAAACCGGCUGAUAAUAUCAUUGGAAGAAACGGAUUGGAAAAUGGAAAUACGGAUCUUUACGUUCCGACCGGUCAUAAGCCGACUCUGAAGGAGGAAGAUGGUGGAAUGAACGAGGUGGGGGGUAGGGGAUGA